Drosophila arizonae is the source of this 2884-nucleotide messenger RNA. RefSeq names its product Glucuronyltransferase P (gene GlcAT-P). Gene Ontology annotation, molecular function: galactosylgalactosylxylosylprotein 3-beta-glucuronosyltransferase activity. Gene Ontology annotation, cellular component: Golgi membrane. The record is from RefSeq and is a predicted model, not a curated record. Gene Ontology annotation, biological process: carbohydrate metabolic process; chondroitin sulfate proteoglycan biosynthetic process. NCBI's taxonomy places the organism in Eukaryota, Metazoa, Arthropoda, Insecta, Diptera, Drosophilidae.
AUUUGGAAUAACAGUACGUGCGGGUGUUUUCGCGGGCGCGUUCAUGUUGCCGUUCGCUUCUUCAUCUACAGUUAGUUCUUGCCUAGCUGUUGGCGCGCCUGGACAACGCAAAGUGCGUUUGGAGUGUUGCCCUUAAAAAUAGCCAAAUAUUUUACAGCAACAACUCUUGUCAAUCCAUUGCAGUCAAGUGUAAGUCAAACAACACGAAAGCUCGUGCAAACCGAACGUGGCAAAAAAAAGAACCGUUAAAAACAUUAAAUUAUCACAUAUAGAAUAACAGCAACAAAGAACUGUAACUGCAACUAUCUGGUGUAACUGCAUCUGCAUUGCCACCAGCAACGCCAACGCCAACGCCAACUCCCAAUUGGCAGCCGGCAAAUGAUCAGGCGAAUUAAAACUGAAAGUUCGCCUCGAAUUGUUGCCUAACGAGCAUGGAACAGAGGGAGGGCAUACAAAGUGUCGCCGCUACUGUGCGAUACGUUCGUGUUUCGGGAGCCGUCCAAUGCUGGAGGUGCUCUAGCGACUAAAUAGAAUUAUGGCAAAGCCCGCAAUAAACAUAAUACCGCAAAGUCGGCUAGCCAUGUCCCCAAUCGGCCGCCCACAGCGUAGAACAAUCAAAAGGUGUUAAGAACUAUAUAGUAUGUACAUAUGUAUUUAAAUAUGUACGUAUAUAGAGUAUAAUGCUUGUAAAGCAAAUUAUGCAUAAAGCAAAAGACGAAAAUAAUUAUAGUAUUGAAAAGUUGCAAUCAAAACCAAACGAAUGAAAUCAAAAUACCAAAGAAGAGUGACAAAACCAACACGCAAGAAACAACAACACAACAAGAAGAAGAAGAAUAAGAACUAGAUGACUAACACACACACACACAACAGCAACAGCAACAGCAACAAAAUGACUGGAAGUCUCAGCAACAAAAUGGCACUGGGAAAAUCCAUUAAAAUGUACCUGACCAUAUUCGUAGCCACGACCUGCAUCUAUAUGGUGCUCUAUCAAUAUCAUUUGUCCCGACAGCCACUCACGGCCAACGAGGUCGUCAAGUCUAUGCAGCAUCCAGAAAAGACAUCAUUACCAUCAUCUUCAUACAUCGCUUCAUAUUUGUGGGCGCCCAUGUUAAAUAGCUCCGUCAUUAAUGGCACAAUGGGAGUAGAACAGGUACAGGUGAAUGGACAGGUACGGGUGCAUGGACCAAAUACGACAGACUCUUCCGUCUCUGCCUCAGCCUCCGCCUCCGCCUCCUCAGCAGCAGCAGCAUCCGCGUCUAGCUCUGGUGCGUCUGUUUAUUCGACGGUUUCAUUGCCACAGACAUUGUCAUCCAACGGCAAUCUCAAAAGCAUCUCCACAACAACAACAACAACAACUACGACAACAACAACUACAACAACAGUUGCUGCAACAGUACCAACUACACCAACAACAACAACUACAAUUGAUAAACUAAAAACACCAAUGACCCAAUCCAGCCACGCCCACAAUUUAAUGGGAAAAGCCGCUCAUAAAAUUCGUUCACGAUUUGUUGCCGUCUCCGAGCCCCCGCCAUUGUACAUCAUCACGCCUACUUAUCGACGCCCCGAACAGCUGGCGGAGCUGACGCGACUCGGCUACACGCUGAAGCAUGUGCUCAACUUGCUCUGGCUGGUCAUCGAGGAUGCGAACAAGACAAACCCUUUGGUCGCCCACACCCUGGACCGCAUUGGCGUGCCCUACGAGUACCUGGUCGCGCCCAUGCCCGAGCAGUAUAAGCACACCAAGAAGGCCAAGCCCCGCGGUGUCUCCAAUAGGAAUCGUGGACUCGACUACUUGCGCGCUAAUGCCAGCGAGGGCGUACUGUAUUUUGCCGACGAUGAUAACACCUACGAUGUUAACAUAUUUGAACAGAUGCGCUACACCAAAAAGGUGUCCAUGUGGCCCGUGGGCUUGGUAACCAAAACGGGUGUCAGCAGUCCCAUCAUACGUGAGGGUAAGCUGGAUGGCUACUACGACGGCUGGAUAGGGGGGCGCAAGUAUCCCGUCGAUAUGGCUGGGUUUGCGGUGAGUGUGAAGUUCCUGCACGAGCGGCCAAACGCAAAGAUGCCCUUCAAGCCGGGCUACGAGGAGGAUGGCUUUCUGCGCAGCCUGGCGCCGUUGCAGAAUAGCGAAAUCGAGCUGCUCGCCGACGAAUGCCGGGAUAUACUCACCUGGCAUACGCAAACGAAAAAGAAUCCACCCGCCCAGCCGUUCAAUGCGACGCGCUACGCGAACACGAAUUUGGCUUUCAUUGAGAAGUUGCUGGUGCGACCGUAGGAGCAGGAGCAGAUGCAGGAGCCCCCAGUUUGUCCAAGUGUAGUAGUUAGCCUUAGAUAGGUAUUAUAUAUGCGAUUACGAUUGUGUACGCAGCGAGUGAGCUCACAAAGUGUCCGCGACUUCGAACCAGUUGUACAGGUACAAUCCUGUGUUGAAGUCGUCCUCUUUAUAUAUAUACACGAAUAUCGACUAUCGUUAGUUUUGCACAGAGUAUAUAUACCCUGUAAAUGAUGAGCAGAUAUAGACGCAUAUACAUAUUGUAUUAAUGUAACUUAGUUAGGCUCUAAGCGCACAAGUUUAUACGAUAUUUGAAGAUAUGGCCAAGGCCUCUAUUGGUUACAGCUGCACACACUAAAUACCUUUAGUAUUGUAUUUUAUAAUGUCCUCAACCUAAACUAUAUUAUUAUAAUAUACAUAUAUAUUGUACAGAUUUGCAAUACACACGAAGCGAGGCUUAGGCCAAUUUUUUGAUAAGCGAAAAAGUAUUUAAGUGCAUUACUUUAUGAAAGACAACAGCCUCUAUGUUUAAGCUUUAGUUGAUAAGGUUCCACGUUCUGCAAUUCAAAUAUGAUAAUUCGUUGAAAACAAAACACUCAGACAACAAUA